GCGAGCUCGCGCUGUUCCGAGGCAUUGAGUCUGGGCUGGUCAGCAGAUAAUCCUGCGGGGGAUCGUUUCGUAGUUGUGAAUGCCUGUCAUGACACUUACCCUUCCAUGAUGAUACAAAGUUGGGUUAAAUGGGAGAGAUUUUCAGAAAAUCAGGGAAUGCACACAUCAAGCAACUUUGAUAGUGCUCGAUGACGACCAGCUCCGGAGCUUCACAGCGGACCGCAGGCUCUGCGGCCAUCACGUGCCAUUACUUCGAGCGUGAGUCACGUGAGGUGGUCAGCCAUUCCAACGAUCACGUGAAAUCGGUUGUCGUGUAUUAUCACGUGCGCUGUCUGACUCAGCUCAAGUCCGGAAUCUCUCGGUUCCGUCGGCUGCUCCAUCAAGCAGGACCCGAGGCGUCGAGACGCUACAAGACGAGACAACCGCCAGCCCUUUGCGGCAGAGUUAAAAAAAGCACACGCCCAGCUGGGGGAGUCCUGGACCCCGACUGUCUGGCUGGCCCCGAGAACCAUGGUCGGGACUAACACCACCCUGGGAUCUGGACGGACGGUCGAUGUUGGAUCAUUAGGGAGUGAAAGGGAAAUAUCCUCUUCCCCUGCCCCGUAC
This is a messenger RNA of Aspergillus japonicus CBS 114.51, 606 nucleotides long. RefSeq lists its product as uncharacterized. Lineage: Eukaryota; Fungi; Ascomycota; Eurotiomycetes; Eurotiales; Aspergillaceae. The transcript has a single exon. The record is from RefSeq and is a predicted model, not a curated record. The coding region runs from base 189 to 524 and encodes 111 amino acids.